UUUUUUGCUUUCUUAAUGCAGGGGCCUGAAUCCAGCCUGGCCUGGCACAGGCCAUAUUGUACAAAUCUCCUUCAGGCCAUUAGAAUUCUGAAAGACUUGAUUGCAAAGUAUAUUCCACUGGUUUUCAAAGGAAGUGCAGCUACAUGAAGAACAACAAAGGAAGCUGAUUUUUUUUAAAAAAUAGCGUUUGCAAAAAUGACUUCAAGUUGUACGACUCCAGUAUUUGCUUUGAUGAUUUUGUAUUUAGCUGCUGCAGGUCCUGUGCCAAGGAAUGAAUGUACCCUAUCACCUGUUAAUAGUUCCCACCCGGUUCACGCCCUGCUGGAAAGCUUUACUGUCUUAUCUGGCUGUGCAAGCAGAGGCACGACAGGUCUGCCCCAGGAGGUGCAUAUCCUCAAUCUCCGAAACCCUGAGGAAGAUCUUGGCUAUCAUGAAAGAGAGGUCACAUUGCAUUUGAAUCCUAUUUCAUCAGUGCACAUUCAUCAAAAGCCUCUGGUGUUCCUUCUUAACUCUCCCCUGCCCCUGACCUGGAAGAUAAAACCAGAAAGACUAGCAUCUGGAAUCCGAAGAUUUUUCUUUGUAUCUGCAGGUUCCAUUGUUCACUUUGAGAAAGGAAAUUUCUCCUUGUCAGCAGAAACAGAAGAAAAGCCUUUCCCUCAAGGAAAUGAACAUCUGUUACAGUGGGCCCAAAAGGAAUAUGGAGCAGUCACAUCUUUCACUGAACUCAAAAUAUCAAGAAACAUUUACAUCAAAGUGGGAGAAGAUCAAGUGUUUCCUCCCACAUGUAAUAUUGAAAAGAACUUUCUCUCUCUUAACUACCUUGCGGGCUAUCUUCAGCCAAAAAUGGCAGAAGGAUGCCUUUUGUCUAAUACAGGCCAAGAAAGAGAGAUUCAUAUUAUUGAAUUAAUCACUCCAAAUUCCAAUCCAUACAGUGCUUUCCAGGUGGAUAUAAUCAUUGACAUUAGACCAUCUCAACCAGAGGCCAAGCUUGUCAGGGACCUCAUACUUAUCCUCAAGUGUAAAAAGUCUGUCAAUUGGGUUAUCAAGUCACAUGAUGUGCAGGGAAAACUGGAAGUGAUUGCACCUAAUAGCAUUGGCUUUGGAAAAGAUACUGAACGAUCCAUGGCUAUGAGUAAAUUAGUAAUACCUGAUAUUCCCUCAUCUCAUGAGAGUUUGAUUAAGUGGGCUUAUGACCGUGGCUAUAGCCCAGUUAUCUCCUAUACAAAAGCCCCUGUGGCUAACAGAUUCCAUCUACGACUUGAAGACACUGAAGAGAUGAAUGAUGGAGAAGGCCAUUUUCUUUCCCCAGAGCCAACAGAACUCCUAGAUACUAAACCUCUGCCAGCUCCAAACAACCCUUUAUUUAGCGAUGGCCUUGGUUUUCCCUUUCACAUUAACAAAGGAAGAUAUGACAAGGUGGGAGAAGGCAUCUCCCCAGCAAGGGAUGCAAUGGAUGCAAUACUAAAACGAGACUUUGAGCAACUGUUUCAAAAAGCCAAAGAACCUGAAGAGGUACAGGGAAGCAUCAAUGUAGCCCUGUCGGUGAAAUGUGAUGACAAAAUGAUGACUGUAGUUGUAGAAAAGGAGUCUCUGCAGGCAAAUGGCUACAUGGAGACAGAACUUUCACUUCUGGAUCCUUCCUGUAAAGCUAAGAUGAAUGGUACCCAUUUCAUUUUGGAAUCAGCACUGCAUAGCUGUGGGACACGGCAGAUAGUCUAUCCCUUGGAUAACAUUGUUUAUUUAAACUCUAUUGUUAUUCAGCUGUCAGCACCAGUUGAAGGCAGCGGUUGGAUGUCCGAUGACGAUGACAUGGAAUCGGGUGAUAAUGGAUUUCCAGGGGAUGCUGAUGAGGGGAUGCUGAUGUUUCCAAGCAGGCCUGAAAUAGUUGUGUUUAAUUGCACACUGCAUCAGGCAGAGGGUGGCAAAGCCUCUCUAAAUCCUCCCAUAUUCUGGCCUUCUGAACCACGUAUCACCAAUGUGACCUUCAACAUGGAGCUUUAUAAAACAGAUCUCUUCCUGGCUCCCUGCCAAGGACUCUUCUCUGUUGCUGAGAAUGGACAGAUUUACGUUGAGGUUUCUGUGACUAAAGCUGACAGAGCCCUGGGCUUUGCAAUCCAAACAUGCUUUAUUUCUCCAUACUCAAACCCGGAUAGGGUGUCUGACUAUACCAUCAUAGAAAACAUUUGUCCUAAAGAUGAAUCUGUUAAAUUCUACAAUGAACAGAAGGUGAAUCGUCCUAUACCACAAGUACAGACAGACAAAAAGAGGUUUAGCUUUGUGUUUAAGCCAAUAUUUAAUAUUUCACUACUAUUUCUUCACUGUGAGCUGACAUUAUGUACAAAUAAAGAGAAAGAUACCCAAGGACUGCCUAAGUGCAUUCCUCCUGAUGAAGCCUGCACCUCUCUCAAUGUUAAUAUGAUCUUGGCCAUGAUGCAGAAUAAGAAGACAUUUACCAAACCCCUUGCUGUAAUACCCCAUGAAGAGAAACCAAAAGGCCCACUCCCUUCCAAUCCCAAAGUGAGUGGACCACAGCCACCCGUCUUCUAUGGCCUGGACACUCUGACUGUUGUGGGCAUCGCCUUUGCAGCAUUUGUGAUUGGAGCACUGCUGACAGGAGCAUUGUGGUUUAUCUACUCACAUACAGGUUCCCACCUCAGUACGGUGCACAGAAUGGACAUACAAGGAGCAGACAGAAUUAAGGAGAAACAGCAGGAAGACAGCAGGUCCCCACAUCCCCACCAGCCUCUGAAAACAGCAGUGCAGCACAUAGUAUUGGCAGCACACAAAGCACCCCCUGUUCCAGCAGCAGUACAGCCUAACCCAGGGGGAGUAGAAGGCCAAGGAGCAGCAUAGGAGGGCAGAGGUUCAAAGGGACUGUUUGUUGACACUAGCUUUCCGACGUUGAAAGGAUUAAUUUGGUUUCUUUUGAAAAAUUAGGAGGGAUUUCUCUAUAGAAGAAAAUCACCUGAUUUUCUGGAUAAAUAGAGUCUUUGGACCUUUCUACAACACAUUAUGCUACAUGUGACAAAGCUACUAGUUUUACAGUACUGCAGCCUGUUAAAAGGGUCUGCAGGCUCUCAAUGUGAAAUACAUGCCAGUUUGAAAAAUGCUGCUUUGUCUAUAAAAUAA
Molecule: messenger RNA, 3129 nt
Organism: Gavialis gangeticus (Gharial)
Lineage: Eukaryota; Metazoa; Chordata; Crocodylia; Gavialidae
Gene: TGFBR3
Product: transforming growth factor beta receptor 3
Exons: 18
Coding region: 196-2853 (885 amino acids)
Source: RefSeq, a predicted model, not a curated record